CUCUCUUCCAUCCUCCAAAUCAUUGAUUGCUGUGCGGCAGAAGGGCUGAGGAUGCUGUCAAGAACUUCGGCAGCACGGGCAAGUCGGCCAUGCUCCCAUGGGCUUUUGCGCCCGAUCGCAAGUCAACCACCGCGAGCCGGCUUGCAACAGCUCCGCCGCGGAGCUGCCAGCUUCGUACCAACUCAACAACGCCGCAGCGCCAUCACGCAGAAGGGCUUUCCAUCUAACCCUGCGGUUCGAGCCUCGUUGUCAGCGGAUGCGAAAUCCUCCAACGCCAAUCGGGCUCCCGGGACACGAUAUGCAUCCACCACUCCACCUGCGGAGACAAAUGCCAAUGCCGAACGGAAAGACGCUAUUUACGACCUAAUUGACCAGAUCAACGAAAAUGAAAUGCAAAUGGUUGAGCUUAUGGAUGAUCUGGAUCUUUUGGACGACCAUGCUGAGGCCCUCGGCAUUGACAGACCCGAGCUAGACCAUGCAUUCAGUCAGACAAUCGGUCAUCGAGACGCUCAAACCUUGGAAGAGCGCGUGCGAGCGGCGAGACAGCAAUUCGGAGACACCCUUCCGGAGGAUUACCUGAACGAAACCGAGAUUGAAUUAUACACCCAGUUGUAUGGCGAACCUAUUAUCGAACAAGAACAUACGGAACUCCAAAUCGAGGAUGAGAAGGACCUGAACACACUAUAUCGUGAAGAUGCCGACGGAGAAUGGCAAGAGGUGGAAGUUGAAGAGUCCGCGCUUGAAGAUGAAGUUCCGGUUGUCUACGAUAUGGAGAUGGGUCCCAUUGAAGACGAGACGGCCGCCAUGCAGCGAACAAGGGAAAUUGCCGAACAGCUUGGGGGAGAUGUCAUGCUGGAACAAUUCGAGGAGGAUACAAUCCAUGAUGAUGCACCACGGCUCCACCCCCGAACGGUAGAAGGGAAAUUCGCCACCGAUCCCAGUACGAUAUUCUUGCCAAAGGAUACCGUGACAGGCCCUAUCUCUAUAAUUCUGUCGGACUACUCGAACAAACACAUUUCGGAGGUUGCUCGUCGCACAUUUGGCGGUUCCAGACUUCCUCAUUCCACCUAUACUCCACUCCCACGUGCUCAAUCACCUCAGAUUCCUAUUCCGUUAUCGGCAACGCAACGACACAUGACGGAAAUGGAAGCCAAUGCCUACAUCGCUGCUCUGUACCCCGGACUGUACGCCUCCACAUUGAGCGUGUUGACCGAAGUUCGAAAGCGCUUGGGUCCCGAAUGGAUUCGCGGACUGAUGUCGCGGGAGGAUGGUCCGCACUUCCUCGAUGCUAGCGCAGGAGGUGCUGGUGUUCUAGCAUGGAGAGAGGUUCUUCGUGCAGAAUGGGACCUUAUGGUUCCAGACCAUCCCGAAGGCAGCCCUUACCCCGUGGGCAAAUCCACGGUAGUUACGGGAUCCGAGAGUCUCCAGCUUCGGGCCAGUGCGAUGCUUGAAAACACUUCUUUCCUGCCCCGGCUUCCGGAUUAUGUCCACGUCCGCGAAAAACCGACGCUGAAUGAUUCGAGAGCUCCCCCAAAGCGCAAACAAUACGAUGUUAUCAUUGCACCCCAUUCUUUAUUGGGCUUGGAGGAGGAAUAUAUGCGCAAAGAGCAUGUCCAGAAUCUGUGGAACCUACUUAACCCCAAUGGUGGUGUCUUGAUUCUUCUUGAAAAGGGGCAUCAGAAGGGAUUCGAGGCGGUUGCUGGAGCUCGUGAAAUGCUGCUUAAGCGUCAUAUUGCAAGCCCCGGCUCUACACACUACGAAAAUCUGACUGAAUCGCCACACGAAGAUACGCACAUCCAGAAAGAAACCGGGAUGAUCGUGGCUCCUUGCACCAACCACGGCAAAUGCCCGAUGUAUCACAUGGAUGGACAUGCCAAGGGCCGCAAGGACUUCUGUCAUUUCGAGCAAAGAUACAUCAGGCCCCAAUUCAUGCAACGCAUUGUAGGGGCUAAGGACCGCAAUCAUGAAGAUGUCCGGUUUAGUUACGUCGCUGUGCAGCGCGGCGUUGACCUCCGUGAGACAGAAAGCAUCGUCCAGGGUCCCGAGGCUACUGAAGCUGCCUUUGCAGGCUAUGAAGACCUCGAUGGCAUGCCCGCCGAAGAGGCGCAGGUGGAUGAAUCGUCGCCAGCGAGCCAGGAUGGCACUUCCAGUGACGCACAGAACUUCCACUCCCUAUCGCUCCCUCGAAUUGUCUAUCCCCCUAUCAAGCGUCGCGGGCACAUCAUUUUUGACUCGUGCACGCCCGCAGGGAACAUUGAACGCUGGACCGUCCCUCGUUCUUUCAGCCGCCGGGCGUACAAGGACGCUCGCAAAGCACGCUGGGGAGACCUGUGGGCCCUUGGUGCAAAGACUCGCAUUCACCGAAACCUAAGGCUCGGAGAUAAAUUUGGCGAAGGCAGGAGAGAACGAAUGGAGAGACGUGCAGCCACUAGAGAAGAGCUCAAUGAAGCCGAACAAGAAGAACCUGGAGAAGAAGAGACAGGCUCACCGAGCUGGCCAGAGUUGGCCGUCCCACCAAGGAAGAAGGGCCAAACCAUUCCCAGUUGGAAGAAGAAUGCAGAUAAAAAGUCACUGAGACAGGCGACGAAGCAGUAUAGUUCAUCCAAUUUCGGCAGUGAGGAAUUGUCUUGAAUUUUGGGUUUUAUGGAAAAAGCCCCCAGGAACGAGAGGCGUUAAGUGAUUUGAUUUUUGGGUAAAAACAGACUCGACCUAGUCUGAUUUGUAUCAUAUGUGUACGAUAUCUGGCUGCAUUUUGAGAUAGAUGUAUAAAUACUGUA
Aspergillus steynii IBT 23096 is the source of this 2777-nucleotide messenger RNA. Its product is annotated as tRNA methyltransferase RSM22. NCBI's taxonomy places the organism in Eukaryota, Fungi, Ascomycota, Eurotiomycetes, Eurotiales, Aspergillaceae. The transcript has a single exon. Gene Ontology annotation, biological process: translation. The coding region runs from base 52 to 2631 and encodes 859 amino acids. Gene Ontology annotation, molecular function: structural constituent of ribosome; methyltransferase activity. The record is from RefSeq and is a predicted model, not a curated record. Gene Ontology annotation, cellular component: mitochondrial small ribosomal subunit.